Molecule: messenger RNA, 1843 nt
Organism: Athene cunicularia (burrowing owl)
Lineage: Eukaryota; Metazoa; Chordata; Aves; Strigiformes; Strigidae
Gene: SLC15A3
Product: solute carrier family 15 member 3
Exons: 8
Coding region: 116-1792 (558 amino acids)
Biological process (GO): transmembrane transport; oligopeptide transport
Cellular component (GO): lysosomal membrane
Molecular function (GO): transmembrane transporter activity
Source: RefSeq, a predicted model, not a curated record
CAGAGAGGGGCCAAGAGGGUCAGAGAAGAGGCCACGGUAUGACGGGCCCCCCCAGCUCGCGGUGGUGAAGGUCAGCAGAGCCAGUGCUGAGAGCUACAGUGCUCUGGGGCUGGGCAUGACCAGGAUGGGGCACAACGGGGAGCAGAGCCCCUUGCUGGGGGGGACACCUCUCAAGAGGCGCGGGAUGGCGUGCGCGGCCGUGCUGGCGGUGGAGGGUCUGGAGCAGGCGGCUUUCUUUGGCAUCACGGCCAACCUGGUUCUCUACCUCACCAGCAGCACCUUCGGCUGGGGGGGUACCCAGGCAUCCCAUGCCUGCCUGUUUUUUGGGGGGGCUUCCUACCUGCUCUCACCCAUCGGUGGCUGGUUUGCCGAUGUCUACCUGGGCUGCUAUGGCACCGUGGCUCUCAGCUUCUUGCUGUACCUGCUGGCAGCGUGUUUGCUGCCCGUCACGGCAUCGCUGGACGGCCGCCUCUCGCUCUGCGGGGAGCUGCCCGCCGAUACCAUCCGAAACUGCUCUUGGCACCGCGGUGGGACGUGCCAGGGGCAGCCCCCCGAGCUGUACUGUGCCCCCACCAUCUACACUGGGCUUCUGCUCUUAGCACUGGGCAUCAGCUCCGUCAGAGCCAACCUCACCCCCUUCGGCGCCGACCAGGUGAGGGACCAGGAGGUUGAUGCUACACGACGCUUCUUCAACUGGUUCUACUGGAGCAUCAACAUGGGGGCCAUCUUCUCCCUGCUGCUGGUGAACUUUGUCCAGCAGAACAUUGGUUUUCUGGCCAGCUACCUCAUCCCCGUUGCCUGUCUGGCCUUGGGUCUCCUCAUCUUCCUCCUGGCCACCCCCACCUUCAUCACCAAGCCCCCCAGGGGCAGCCAGGUCUCUGCCAUGAUGAAGCUGGCCCUGCAGAACUGCGGCUGUGCCUGGCUGGGGGGCACCGGGGCCAGGCUGACCGCUCAUCGGUGGGAAGUUGUGGACCCUCUCCCCUACAGCAGAGCCCAACCUGGAGCCCCUUCGCCUGAGGAGGACCGUGCCAACUUCCAGGUGCUGGCCCGCAUCCUGCCUGUGAUGCUGGCCUUCAUCCCUCACUGGAUAGUCUACUUCCAGAUGCAGUCGAUGUAUUACCUGCAAGGUCUGCAUCUCCGCACCCCUGGCAUCUUCCAGAGUGUCCAGGACCACCCCAGCACCCUUCAGGGCUACACAUUCCCAGAUGUUUGGCUGCUCCUGGCCAAUGUGGUGGUCUUGGUGCUGCUGAAGGACCACGUCAUUGACCCCUUCCUAGCCAGGAGGAGGCUGCUACCCUCAGCCCUCAAGCAAAUGACCCUGGGCAUGUUCUUCAGCCUGGCCUCCAUCCUGGCAGCAGGCAUCCUGGAGCGGGAGCAGCUGCAGUACAUGCACCACAACCAGACAGUGCUGCAGCUCCUGGCCAAGGACCGCUACCCCGCCGCCACGCUGCCCGCCUGGUGGCAGAUCCCCCAGUACCUGCUCAUCGGCCUCAGCGAGCUCUUUACCAGCAUCCCCGGCCUGGAGUUUGCCUACACCGAGGCCCCUGAGUCCAUGAAAGGAGCCAUCAUGGGGCUCUUCUUCUUCAUCUCCGGGGUGGGCUCGCUGCUGGGGUCGGGGUUGCUGACUCUCCUCUCGCUGCCCACCCACGGUUGGAUGCGCUGCCCGGAGGGUUACGGGAGCAUCAAUAGCUGCCGUGUGGAUAAUUACUUCUUCCUGCUGGCUGGGAUCCAGUCGAUCACCUGCUUCAUCUUCACCUGGAUCUCCAGGCACUACCAGCACCGGCUGCCGUGACCGGGUGCCCCCACCUCUGCACGGGGCCAGAGGAGGGCUGACAUGGUGCCA